CCAGAACUAAAAUUAAAAUCUUCUUAAGGAAGCGCCUCUUCAACCUUUGUCCUUCCUCAUGGCAUUUAUUUACGGGUUUGCCACUUUCUUCCUCCUCUGUUUUAUCCACCCCUGUUUCUCUGCUCUGGUUCAAGAGCAGCCCCUCGUGCUCAAGUACCACAACGGAGUUCUCCUUAAGGGGAAUUUCUCUGUUAAUCUCAUCUGGUACGGCAAGUUCACUCCAGCCCAGCGCUCUGUAAUCGUUGAUUUCAUCAACUCCUUGAGCUCUACCAGUGAGACAGCUCCCUCUGCUUCAUCGUGGUGGAAAACCACCGAGAAGUACAAGGGCGGCGCCUCUACUCUUGCCGUUGGGAAACAGGUCCUGUUUGAGAAUUACCCACUUGGGAAAACCCUCAAGAAUCCUCAUUUGCUGGCGUUGGCUAGCAAGGUGAACGGUGUCAAUACCAUCAACGUUAUCUUGACGGCGAAGGACGUCGCCGUUGAAGGGUUUUGCAUGAGGUGCGGCACCCAUGGGUCGACUAAGGGUAUGCGUGGGUCGGCCCGCGGGGUUUUCUUGUGGGUCGGUAACUCGGAGACUCAGUGCCCGGGUCAAUGCGCGUGGCCCUUUCACCAGCCCAUCUACGGUCCCCAGACUCCGCCGUUAGUCGCCCCUAACGGCGAUGUUGGGAUGGACGGAAUGAUUAUUAAUCUGGCGACUUUACUGGCGGGCACCGUCACCAAUCCCUUUAAUAACGGGUAUUUCCAGGGACCCGCCAACGCGCCGCUGGAGGCUGUGUCAGCUUGCACGGGGAUAUUCGGGUCGGGCUCGUACCCAGGAUAUCCGGGUCAGCUCUUGGUGGACAAGACCACCGGAGCAAGCUACAAUGCAAACGGGCUCAACGGCCGCAAAUACCUUCUUCCGGCCAUGUGGGACCCGCCAACAUCAGCAUGCAAGACCCUUGUCUGAGGGAACACCCGGCGAAAAUCGACGGGGCAAAGUUACACGUGGCAGGACGUGUUGAUACUUGGACAUGAAUGAAUGUGUGGAGAUGCGUGGAUGUGGGAGCUUGUUUGGUUAGUUGUCGUGGCAUGAUGACGUGUAAAUUCUGCUCUUAUAAAAAGGAAAAUAUGAUAUGACUGAAAAAAUUGUGAUAAAAUAUGGUGUGAGUUUAUUAUGAGAUAAAAUUGUACUUAUUUUGUUUUUUCUUAAUGGUAUUGAGGAUAAGAUUAUGUUUUAACAAUAGAAUUUAAUUAAAAAGGUCAUUCGCU
This is a messenger RNA of Rubroshorea leprosula, 1248 nucleotides long. The record is from the annotation of a GenBank genome assembly. NCBI's taxonomy places the organism in Eukaryota, Viridiplantae, Streptophyta, Magnoliopsida, Malvales, Dipterocarpaceae.